Miscanthus lutarioriparius is the source of this 1704-nucleotide messenger RNA. The record is from the annotation of a GenBank genome assembly. NCBI's taxonomy places the organism in Eukaryota, Viridiplantae, Streptophyta, Magnoliopsida, Poales, Poaceae.
AUGGCCGAAUCCGGCGACUCGUCCCCCAACUCCGCCGCGGCAACGGAGGACGCGCACCACGAGGCGUCCGAGGCGGCGGUGCAUGCGCAGCCGGCGCCGCAGACGCGCCCGCCGCCGCCACCGUCCAAGGUGCGGCUGAUGGUCAGCUACGGGGGCCGCAUCCAGCCGCGCCCGCACGACAACCAGCUCGCGUACGUCAACGGCGAGACCAAGAUCCUGUCGCUGGAGAGGCCGCUCGUCUUCACCGACUUCGCCGCGCGCCUCGCUGCGCUGGCCGGGAACGCCGGGGACGUCUGCGUCAAGUACCAGCUGCCCGGGGAGGACCUGGACGCGCUCGUCUCCGUCACCAACGACGAGGAUCUGGAGCACCUCGUCCUCGAGUACGACCGCCUCCACAUCCAACGCCCCGCAACGGCAUCCUCCGCAGGCUCCGGCUCCGGCUCCAGCCGCGGCGGAUCCACGCUCAGGCUCAGGGUCUUCCUCUUCCCCGUCCAGUCGCCCCAGCCACCUCCGCCGCCGCCGCAGCCGGCUGGGCUCCUCGAGCCCAAGGCGGAGCAGCCCCACUGGUUCGUCGAGGCGCUCAACACCGUCCCGCUGCCGCCCUCCAAGCAGGACCCGCCGCCCGUGACCCCGCAGCAGUCGUCCCCGCCGCAGCAGCAGAAGCAGGAGUCGGUGUUCGCGCAGCAGUCGUCGCCGCCGCCGCCGCUGGCCAAGCACGAGGCGGUGUUCGUCCAGCAGGCUCCGCCUCAGCCGCACACGGUGGUGCAGAUGCCGCCGCCGCAGCAGCAGCAGCAGCAGGCGCACGUGGUACUCGCGGCGGCGAGCCCCGACUACCUGUUCGGCCUCGACAACGGCUUGGUGCCUCCCCCGGCGGUGAAGGUCAAGGACCCGUCGGGCGACCCCUCGACGGUCAGGGAGAACGUGCCCGUGGAGAUACCUGCCAAAAACGACGACCGCCAUCCCAACCCCAACGCGGGCGACCACGUGGCUGUCUCCCCUGUCGUCUCUCCUGCAAAGUACCAGCGCCAGAUCCAGGAGCUCGAGAAGCUGCAGGUCGCCGACAACGCCACCCACCAACCACCACCUCCUGCAGCGGCGCCUGCUCCGGCACCUUCCCUCGCCGCCGCCCCCGUCCCCGUCCCCGUCCCCGUCCCCGUCCCCGCCGCCCUCCCGAGGAACGGCAGCGACGACUCCCUGACCCGCGCCUACCCUCCCGCGACCGCGACCCCAACCCCUACCGCCAACGCGGAGUACUACCUUCCAAAGUUCUCGGAGAAGCCCCCCGUGCCGCCGCCGUCAUCCGCUCCGCCCGCGACGGCCUACCUGCAGGUGCAGGGCAGGUACGCAUCCGUCGCUCCUGGCUCCGGCGCGGACCAUGGCCCCGUGUUCUUCAUCCCGGCGCCCCACGGCUACUUCGCCGCCACGGCCUCCCCAGGUGCGACCUCCUACCCCGCCGUGUACGCCGUCGCGCCACCCAGUGCCACCCCCACCGCCAACAGCUCCGCCCCCUCACCCGCCGUGUCGAAUGCCACGUCCUACGCCCCCGCCCCCACACAGGUCGCGUACGACAGCAAUGGCCGCGCCAUCUACUACACCAGCAUGCUCCCCCAGUACCCUUCGGCUGUCAAUGGCAUGUCGGCGUCGGGCGCCGUGUUCGGGACAGAGCCCGCGAAGCCGGUGGCCGUGAAGCCGACUGUCUCGUGA